Molecule: messenger RNA, 1029 nt
Organism: Antechinus flavipes (yellow-footed antechinus)
Lineage: Eukaryota; Metazoa; Chordata; Mammalia; Dasyuromorphia; Dasyuridae
Product: olfactory receptor 8K1-like
Biological process (GO): sensory perception of smell; G protein-coupled receptor signaling pathway
Cellular component (GO): membrane
Molecular function (GO): G protein-coupled receptor activity; odorant binding; olfactory receptor activity
Source: RefSeq, a predicted model, not a curated record
AUGAAUGAAAUGAUCAAGUUGAAUGAAACCAGAGGGAGCCAGGUGACUGAAUUCAUUAUCAUGGGCAUCACAAAUCGACCUGAGUUGCAGGGUCCCCUCUUUGUGGUAUUUUUCCUCAAUUACAUGGCCACAGCUAUAGGGAAUCUAGGCUUGAUCACCCUAACUAUUGUGGAUUCCCACCUCCAAACCCCCAUGUAUUUUUUUCUCAGACAUCUGGCAUUUGUUGAUCUUGGUUAUUCCACAACUAUCGGGCCAAAAAUGUUGGUUAGUUUCAUAGAGGAGAAAAAUAUUAUUUCUUAUAAUGGAUGUGCAGUACAGUUAUUUUUCUGGAUUUUUAUUGCUAGUGAACUUUUUAUCCUGUCAGCCAUGGCCUAUGAUCGAUAUGUAGCUAUCUGUAAGCCUCUGCUCUACAUGGUCAUCAUGUCAGAAAGGAUCUGUUGGAUAUUGGUGGCUAUCUCCUACCUCUACUGCAUCAUGGUAUGUUUAGUGAUCACAACUGAAACUUUUAAAUCAUCUUUCUGUGAAUCAAAUAUAAUAAGACAUUUCUAUUGUGACAGUCUCCCUCUAUUGUCCAUUGCAUGCUCAGACACAAAUGAGAUGCAGCUAAUCAUUAUGACCUUUUCUGCUUUAAAUUUGGUUUCUUCCCUCUUGAUUAUCCUUAUCUCCUAUGUGCUCAUUCUUGUGGCCAUUCUCAAGAUGAACUCCUCUGAGGGCAGGCAAAAAGCAUUCUCUACCUGUGGCUCUCAUCUCACAGUGGUGGUUGUAUUCUAUGGGACACUUCUCUUCAUGUACUUGCAACCUGAAUCCAACCAUUCACUUGACACAGACAAGAUCGCCUCUGUUUUUUAUACUUUAGUCAUCCCCAUGAUCAAUCCUAUUAUUUAUAGCUUGAGGAACAAAGAGGUGAAAGGUGCCUUGAAAAGACUUUUUAAAAAAUGAUGUUAGAAUUCUCUUUAAUGUCCAAUGCAAAGUUUGAUUCCAUUGCAUUAGUAGAAACAAGUUUCUGCUAAUUUUUCAACUUUUGCAAGA